Mesorhabditis belari is the source of this 1437-nucleotide messenger RNA. Lineage: Eukaryota; Metazoa; Nematoda; Chromadorea; Rhabditida; Rhabditidae. The record is from the annotation of a GenBank genome assembly.
AUGGGAGAGCGUGUGCUUGGCUUCUGCGACUACGAACUUGACGGAACUACCUAUCACAAGAAACCCGAAGCCUACAAAUUCGACACUGAGAACGUGAACUUCCCAAUUAAGGGACUCCGAUUCGUCGGUUUGAUGUCGAUGAUUGAUCCUCCACGAGCUGCUGUCCCAGAUGCCGUGGCCAAGUGCCGAUCUGCUGGAAUCAAAGUCGUCAUGGUUACCGGAGACCACCCUAUCACCGCCAAGGCAAUCGCCAAGUCUGUCGGAAUCAUCUCUGAAGGAUCUGAGACUGUCGAAGAUAUUGCAAUUCGUCGUGGAUGCAACGUUGAUGAUGUUGAUGCCCAUGAUGCCAAGGCUGCUGUCAUCCACGGUUCUGAACUUCGUGAAAUGAAUGAGGAGCAAUUGGCGGAAAUCAUCAGGAAUCACUCCGAGAUCGUCUUUGCCCGUACUUCUCCCCAACAAAAACUGAUGAUUGUCGAAGGAUUCCAGAAACAAGGCCAAAUUGUUGCUGUGACUGGAGACGGAGUCAACGAUUCGCCAGCUUUGAAGAAGGCCGACAUUGGAGUUGCCAUGGGUAUCGCUGGAUCUGAUGUGUCCAAACAAGCAGCCGACAUGAUUCUUCUCGAUGACAACUUUGCCUCGAUCGUCGUCGGUGUUGAGGAGGGUCGUCUCAUUUUCGAUAACUUGAAGAAAUCUAUUGCCUACACCCUGACCUCAAACAUCCCUGAGAUCUCGCCUUUCCUCACCUACAUUCUCUUCGGUAUCCCACUACCACUCGGAACCGUCACAAUUUUGUGUAUUGACUUGGGAACUGACAUGGUCCCUGCUAUCUCCCUUGCCUACGAGGAGGCUGAAGCUGAUAUCAUGAAGCGUCAACCAAGAGACCCGCUCCACGAUAAACUUGUGAAUGAAAGAUUGAUCUCACUGGCCUAUGGACAAAUCGGAAUGAUUCAGGCAUCUGCUGGUUUCUUCACAUAUUUCUGGAUCAUGGCGGAUAACGGUUUCCUUCCCAAGGACUUGUACCAACUCCGUGCUCAAUGGGAUUCCCGCGCGUACAACAACGUGCUCGACUCAUAUGGACAGGAAUGGACUUAUGCCAACAGAAAGAUUCUUGAGUACACUUGCCAGACCGCUUAUUUCGUCUCGAUCGUCGUUGUGCAAUGGGCUGACUUGAUCAUCUCAAAGACCCGUCGUAACUCGCUUGUCCAACAAGGAAUGUCUAACUGGACUCUUAACUUCGGUCUGGUGUUCGAGACUUGCUUGGCUGCCUUCAUGUGCUACUGCCCUGGACUUGACAACGGUCUUCGUAUGUAUGGACUCCGCUUCUCGUGGUGGUUCCCGGCACUUCCAUUCGCCAUUCUGAUCUUCAUCUAUGAUGAGGCUCGUCGUUACUGCAUUCGCCGUUGGCCCGGAGGAUGGGUGGAGCGUGAGACGUACUAC